AAACGCUGAAACCACAGCAUUUCUUACUAUUACGUAUUCUAUUUUUGUUGUGUGCAUUAACAACGACUUAUUCAAAAUAAUAGGAUAGAGAAAAAGAAUGAUGACUAUGAAGUUUCUACUGUCAUGUAUAUUAGCGAUGGUGCCACUUACAUUGUCUCUGGAAUUAUCUGAGGAUGAAUCCUUUCAGUGGGAGUUAUUUCAGGUUCAGCACAACAAGAUUUAUGACUCAACAGAAGAGCAGAACAUGCGGAGGAGUAUUUUCAUACAUAAUCUGCGACACAUCCGAGAACACAACGUCAUGUACAAUAGAGGAGAGGUUUCGUAUGAGGUAGAAAUCAACAGUCUUGCCGAUAUGACACUUGACGACAUGAUUUCAAGAAAAGGUCUCCGACAAAGUGAUGAAGUAAUUAGAAGUGGGAAGACAUACUAUGAGCCAGACGGAGCAGAGUUACCUGACAGUGUGGACUGGAGGACGAAGGGGGCAGUCACUGGAGUCAAAAACCAAGGUCAAUGUGGCUCGUGCUGGGCGUUUAGUGCGACUGGCAGUCUAGAGGGCCAGCACUUUCUGAAGACCAAGAAAUUGGUGUCGCUGAGUGAACAGAACCUAGUUGACUGCUCCGAUAAGAACUUCGGUUGUGAAGGCGGAUAUCCGUCGCAGGCUUUUAACUACAUCAAGAUUAACAAGGGAAUUGACACAGAGGAAUCG
Homalodisca vitripennis (glassy-winged sharpshooter) is the source of this 706-nucleotide messenger RNA. Its product is annotated as cathepsin L-like. Gene Ontology annotation, biological process: immune response. The annotation marks the transcript as partial. Gene Ontology annotation, cellular component: lysosome. The transcript is spliced from 5 exons. Gene Ontology annotation, molecular function: cysteine-type endopeptidase activity. Lineage: Eukaryota; Metazoa; Arthropoda; Insecta; Hemiptera; Cicadellidae. The record is from RefSeq and is a predicted model, not a curated record.